AUGCCUUCUUCAUCGUCGGCGACGACAGACAGCACCCGCAUGCUCGAGGGCUUGCUUCCGAUGCUCGGCCUCCGUGGCUUCGCGCCUCUGUAUAGCUUCGUCGGCAACUGGCUGGGGAUCGACCCUGGGAUGAUGCUCACGGUGUUGGGCAUCCUCUGGGCCGCGCAGAAGAUUGGCCAGCAGCUUUACAGCCUGUGCCGGCUCAUCAUCACGUCAUAUCUCAUGAGCAGCAUCCACGUGGCCAGCACGGACGACAUAUACCUGCACCUGAUGAAGUGGCUCGCCACGCAGCCGCGGAUGACCAACUCGCGCUCGCUGACGGUCGAGACGUCGAGCAAGACGGCGUGGGAGGACGACGAAGACGCAUCGAAGGUCGCCCGGGACCGGUCGGGCAAGUACCUUAACUUCUCGAACCAGGAGGCGCGCGCGCCGCCCUCGUUCGUGCCCGCAAUGGGCCGGCACACCUUCUGGUGGCAGGGCCAGCUGUUCACGCUGCACCGCAAGCAGGAGUCAGUGUUCGACGACGGCGCCGCCUCCGGGGCCACGACGUUCCGCGACAAGGAGGACCUCGUCAUCUCGUGCCUCUGGCGCAGCCCGGAGCCGAUCAAGAAGCUCCUCCAGCACGCCAAAGACCAGUACUACAAGGACCACCAGGCACGCACGCUUGUCAAGCGGCCGUACCCGCACACCAUGCGUCGCUUCGCCCGCAACGCGUGGCAGAUCGUGGCCAACCGCCCUGUGCGCGACAUGCGCACGGUAGUCCUGGACAGCCGCCAGAAGGUGCAGAUCCUGGCGGACCUGAAUGAAUAUCUGCACCCGAGCACGCCGCGGUGGUACGCAAACCGCGGAAUCCCUCUGCGGAGAGGAUAUCUGUUCCACGGCCCGCCUGGGACGGGCAAAACCUCGUUGUCGUUUGCGCUGGCGGGAGUGUUUGGGCUGGAUAUCCACGUCAUCUCCCUGCUAGAGCCGACCCUGACCGAGGAGGAUCUGAGUUCGCUGCUCGGGUCACUCCCCAGACGCUGCAUCGUGCUGCUUGAGGACAUCGACACUGCCGGGCUAAAACGGCCCGAGAACGACCUCGAGAGGAACAAACAGGCCUCCCGACGACCAGAUGACGCUGAGGACAAGGACGGCCGGGAGAACAAGGACUCCAACAAGGAAGGGGCAGCUCCAGACACAUCACCCGCCCCCAGCGACUGGAAAGUUAGCGACCUCGCGCGCGCCCUCAAGACGGACGCGGCCGCGGACGACAAGAAGCAGGGAAUCUCGCUGUCUGGCCUGCUCAACGCGAUCGACGGCGUGGCCUCGCACGAAGGGCGGGUGCUCAUCAUGACGACCAACGCGCCCGAGGCCCUCGACGAGGCGCUCAUCCGCCCCGGCCGGGUGGACUUGCAGGUCGCCUUCGGCAAUGCGACGACCAAGCAGGCCGAGGAGCUUUUCCUGAGGAUGUACGAGAGCGACGAGAAAGUCGCCGCCUUGCUGAAAGAGGCUGGAUCGCAGGAGAGCAAGAGUAACGGUGCCGCGUCCAAGCCCCCAGCAGCAGCAGCAGCAGCAGCAGCAGCAGCAGCAGCCACAAAAAUGAACGGUCACGCCGAAAAACUGAGCGCAUCUUCCAAGCUGGCUUUAUCCAACGGACUCGGAGACCUCAAGGACAAAACUGCAGCGGACGACGCGGACGAGCGAGAGGAGGAAGAAGAAGAAGUUGAGCCCCUUCUUGACGACCAUCAGCUCGUUCAGGUUGCCAAGGAGUUCGCAGCCAAAAUCCCCGACGGUCAGUUCAGCCCGGCCGAGAUCCAGGGCUUCCUGCUCAAGCGCAAGAAGCACCCACUCCGCGCGGUGCGCGAGGCCGGCAACUGGGUCGAGGCGCUGGUGCGGCAGAAGGAGAGCCACAGCAAAGUUCUCGAGGUGCAGUGA
Microdochium trichocladiopsis is the source of this 1914-nucleotide messenger RNA. Its product is annotated as BCS1 N terminal-domain-containing protein. Lineage: Eukaryota; Fungi; Ascomycota; Sordariomycetes; Xylariales; Microdochiaceae. The record is from RefSeq and is a predicted model, not a curated record. The transcript is spliced from 2 exons. The coding region runs from base 1 to 1914 and encodes 637 amino acids. Gene Ontology annotation, biological process: protein insertion into mitochondrial inner membrane from matrix; mitochondrial respiratory chain complex III assembly. Gene Ontology annotation, molecular function: ATP hydrolysis activity; ATP binding. Gene Ontology annotation, cellular component: mitochondrial inner membrane.